Rhinopithecus roxellana (golden snub-nosed monkey) is the source of this 3661-nucleotide messenger RNA. It is a transcript of the gene CDC25B, whose product is annotated as cell division cycle 25B. The record is from RefSeq and is a predicted model, not a curated record. Gene Ontology annotation, molecular function: protein tyrosine phosphatase activity. The transcript has 16 exons. Gene Ontology annotation, cellular component: cytoplasm; nucleus. NCBI's taxonomy places the organism in Eukaryota, Metazoa, Chordata, Mammalia, Primates, Cercopithecidae. Gene Ontology annotation, biological process: positive regulation of G2/MI transition of meiotic cell cycle; G2/M transition of mitotic cell cycle; protein dephosphorylation. Bases 800 to 2500 code for a protein of 566 amino acids.
ACGUUUUGCUGCUGCUCAGCGCAGCCACUCGCGGGGGCGGGGAGGCUGCGGGCUCAGAGGCGCCUGGAGCAAGCGAAUCUUAGCCCACCGCCUGCCCAACCGCGUGACCUUGAACAAGUUAAUGAACUUCACGCCUCAACGUCCAGGUCUGUAAAAUGGGGUAUCUAACGCAGACCGCACAGCCCAGCUGGGUUUAGCAAACUUCCGGGAGCCGGUUGGAGCCUCUCCCCGUCCCUAGCGGUGAUACCAGGUGACGAUAUGCCGCAGGGGGUCCUUGGAGGUCACCCUAGGGCGUUGCUGCUGCCUUUGGGAGUGUGGAGCUCCAAAUCAUGUCGCGACAGGAGGAUUUCGGGAGGCCUGGAUCCUCGCGCCAGGGGGAUGUGCGAGGGUAUGGGAUGAAUCCUAAUUCCUCCGACCCACCCAAAGCCUAGAUAUCCAGCCUCGGCGCCUCUCGCCCUGAGGGCCCCGCCCUCAAUCCCGCCCUCCUCUAACCCGCUACCCCAUUGGUGGCGUCCGGCGGCGCGGUCGCUGUUAUUUUUCGAAUAUAUAAGGAGGUGGAAGUGGCAGCUGCAACUAGAGGCUUCCCAGGCUGGUUCCUGAGCCCCGCGUCCCUCGCCCCCCGCCCUCCCCGCAUCCCUCUCCUCCCUCGCGCCUGGCCCUGUGGCUCUUCCUCCCUUCCUCCCUUCCCCCCUCCACCCCCUCCGCGCCCGCUGCCUCCCUCGGCCCAGCCAGCUGUGCCGGCGUUUGUUGGCUGCCUUGCGCCCGGCCCUCCAGCCAGCUUUCUGCCGGCCCCGCCGCGAUGGAGGUGCCCCAGCCGGAGCCUGCGCCAGGCUCGGCUCUCAGUCCAGCAUGCGUGCGCGGUGGCGCCCAGCGUCCCGGCCACUUCCCGGGCCUCCUGCUGGGAUCUCAUGGCCUCCUGGUGUCUCCGGUGCGCGCGACCGCUUCCUCGCCGGUCACCACCCUCACCCAGACCAUGCACGACCUCGCCGGGCUCGGCAGCCACAGCCGCCUGACGCGCCUAUCCCUGUCUCGACGGGCAUCUGAAUCCUCCCUGUCAUCUGAAUCCUCCGAAUCUUCUGAUGCAGGUCUCUGCAUGGAUUCCCCCAGCCCUGUGGACCGCCAGAUGGCAGAGCAGACGUUUGAACAGGCCAUCCAGGCAGCCAGCCGGGUCAUUCGAAAAGAGCAGUUUGCCAUCAGACGCUUCCAGUCUAUGCCGGUGAGGCUGCUGGGUCAAAGCCCCGUGCUUCGGAACAUCACCAACUUCCAGGCGCCCGAUGGCCAGAGGAAGAGCGAGGCGGGCAGUGGAGCUGCCAGCAGCUCUGGGGAAGACAAGGAGAACGAUGGGUUUGUCUUCAAGAUGCCAUGGAAGCCCACACAUCCCAGCUCCACGCAUGCUCUGGCAGAGUGGGCCAGCCGCAGGGAAGCCUUUGCCCAGAGGCCCAGCUCGGCCCCCGACCUGAUGUGUCUCAGUCCUGAGCAGAAGAUGGAAGUGGAGGAGCUCAGCCCCGUGGCCCGAGGUCGCUUCUCUCUCACCCCUGCAGAGGGGGAUACUGAGGAAGAUGAUGGAUUUGUGGAUAUCCUAGAGAGUGACUUAAAGGAUGAUGAUGCAGUUCCCCCAGGCAUGGAGAGUCUCAUUAGCGCCCCACUGGUCAAGACCUUGGAAAAGGAAGAGGAACAGGACCUCGUCAUGUACAGCAAGUGCCAGCGGCUCUUCCGCUCUCCAUCCAUGCCCUGCAGCGUGAUCCGGCCCAUCCUUAAGAGGCUGGAGCGGCCCCAGGACAGGGACACACCCGUGCAGAAUAAGCGGAGGCGGAGCGUGACCCCUCCUGAGGAGCAGCAGGAGCCUGAGGAACCUAAAGUCCGCGUCCUCCGCUCAAAAUCACUGUGUCACGAUGAGAUUGAGAACCUCCUGGACAGUGACCACCGAGAGCUGAUUGGAGAUUACUCUAAGGCCUUCCUCCUACAGACAGUAGACGGAAAGCAUCAAGACCUCAAGUACAUCUCACCAGAAACGAUGGUGGCUCUGUUGACGGGCAAGUUCAGCAACAUCGUGGAUAAGUUUGUGAUUGUGGACUGCAGAUACCCCUAUGAGUAUGAAGGCGGGCACAUCAAGACUGCGGUGAACUUGCCCCUGGAACGCGACGCCGAGAGCUUCCUGCUGCAGAGCCCCAUCACACCCUGUAGCCUGGACAAGAGAGUCAUCCUCAUUUUCCACUGUGAAUUCUCAUCUGAGCGUGGGCCCCGCAUGUGCCGUUUCAUCAGGGAACGAGACCGUGCUGUUAACGACUACCCCAGCCUCUACUACCCCGAGAUGUAUAUCCUGAAAGGCGGCUACAAGGAGUUCUUCCCUCAGCACCCGAACUUCUGUGAACCCCAGGACUACCGGCCCAUGAACCACGAGGCUUUCAAGGAUGAGCUGAAGACCUUCCGCCUCAAGACUCGCAGCUGGGCUGGGGAGCGGAGCCGGCGGGAACUCUGUAGCCGGCUGCAGGACCAGUGAGGGCCUGCAUCAGUCCUGCUACCUCCCUUGCCUUUCCAGGCCUGAAGCCAGCUGCCCUAUGGGCCUGCUGGGCUGAGGGCCUGCUGGAGGCCUCAGGUGCUGUCCAUGGGAAGGAUGGUGUGGGUGUCCUGCCUGUCUGCCCCAGCCCCGAUUCCCCUGUGUCAUCCCAUCAUUUUCCAUAUCCUGGUGCCCCCCACCCCUGGAAGAGCCCAGUCUGUUGAGUUAGUUAAGUUGGGUUAAUACCAGCUUAAAGGCAGUAUUUUGUGUCCUCAAGGAGCUUCUUGUUUCCUUGUUAGGGUUAACCCCUCAUCUUCCUGUGUCCUGAAAAGCUCCUUUAUGUGUGUGUCAGCGGAGGCUGGGGGAGAGCCAUGGUCCCCGAGGAUGGGUCAGAGCUAAACUCCUUCCUGGCCUGGGAGUCAGCACUCUGCCCUUACUUCCUGGGCCAGGACUGCCCCUAACCUCUGUAGGAACCGUGGUAUGUCUGCCAUGUUGCCCCUUUCUCUUUUCCUCUUUUUCCUGUCCCACCAUACAAGCACCUCCAGCCUGAACAGAAGCUCUUACUCUUUCCUAUUUCAGUGUUACCUGUGUGCUUGGUCUGUUUGACUUUAUACCCAUCUCAGGACAUUUCCGUAGACUAUUUAGGUUCCCCUGUCAAAUAUCAGUUACCCACUCAGUCCCAGUUUUGUUGCCCCAGAAAGGGAUGUUAUUAUCCUUGGGGGCUCCCAGGGCAAGGGCUAAGGCCUGAAUCGUGAGCCUGCUGGAAGCCCAGCCCCUACUGCUGUGAACCCUGGGGCCUGACUGGUCAGAACUUGCUGCUGUCUUGUUGCGGAUGGAUGGAAGGUUGGAUGGAUGGGUGGAUGGCCGUAGAUGGCCGUGGAUGCACAGUGCCUUGCACACCCAAACCAGGUGGAAGCAUUUUGGUGAGCAUGACAGCCUGCAGCAGGAAUAUGUGUGUGUCUAUUUGUGUGGACAGAAAUCUUUACACUUAGGGUUUGGAUCUAUUCAAGAGGAAAUAUUCAAGUCACAGAAGCAGCUAAACCAAGGACUCAGCACCCUCUGGAUUCUGAAUCUCAAGAUGGGGGCAGGGCUGUGCUUGAAGGCCCUGCUGAGUCAUCUGUUAGGGCCUUGGUUCAAUAAAGCACUGAGCAAGUUGAGAAACCA